Molecule: messenger RNA, 1251 nt
Organism: Syngnathoides biaculeatus (alligator pipefish)
Lineage: Eukaryota; Metazoa; Chordata; Actinopteri; Syngnathiformes; Syngnathidae
Gene: stn1
Product: STN1 subunit of CST complex
Exons: 9
Coding region: 144-1190 (348 amino acids)
Biological process (GO): telomere capping; DNA replication; nucleotide-excision repair
Cellular component (GO): chromosome, telomeric region; CST complex; site of double-strand break
Molecular function (GO): single-stranded telomeric DNA binding
Source: RefSeq, a predicted model, not a curated record
AUUUUUUUUAAAAAAGUGUCACGUGACCAAUGUUUUAGCUCUGGACAAAAAGCUACGCUCGUAGCUAGCUCACUUCUUAGCAACGAUAAAGAUAGAGUCAAACCAAGUGAUUUGACGGGAAAUAUCGGCAUGAGGCAGGUGGAAUGGAUCCUACAGAAGAGCUUCCGUCCAUGAUGUGGGGAUUGGACCCAAUCUUUUCUGCUUUCGCCAGGCUACAUAUCUCAGAUAUCCUCCAUAUGAGGGAGUCCUGUCAAGUGGCAGACAUAUUUUUUUACCAGUCACAUCCAAUCCACAAUUUAGAUGUUUUGGGGACAGUCGUUUAUAAGAGGGAAAGAGAUGACUUCAUCUGUUAUGGAGUGGAUGAUGCUACUGGUGUUAUAAACUGCCUCUGUUGGAAAAAUGACCAGAUGAAAGAAGAGUUGGAUUCUGUCAGCGGAAGUCCAAUUGAUGGCCUCCAGGGAGGUUUUAAUCUAACUGUUGAGCUGAAAAAACUGAGACAGGCCCAGCAGAGUCACUGCCAUCUUGAGAUUGGAGAGCUUCUGCGAGUCAGAGGACCACUCAAGACGUCAAGGCAACAGAGAGAGAUUAUUGCCUACACCUACUAUAAAGUUAAUGAUCCAAUGAUGACAGUCCAGAUUGAAUGGAUGACAAAGGUUUUACAGCUGUAUAAAGACUUCUAUGACAAACCACUCCAUCUACAAACCAACACUACAAAUGAGUAUCCUAUCAGUUCCCUCACUAAGGCAACAAAUAUCAUCAAAGAUUAUUUAGAUCAGAGUUGUCUAAGCAAAUUCAGACCUUAUGAUGUUCUGGACCUCCUUCAGCCUCUCAUUACCAGCUGUACUGAAACAGGACCUGCAGACCAGCAACCAAGCAUGCUCCUGAAAGAGGUCCUGCAAGUUUUAAAGGAUGAGGGCAUUGUGUACGGCAGACUUGAGUCCCAGGAUAAAGUCUAUUUUGUGACUACACAGGAUAAAAAUCUAUUUAUGGCAGUUAAAGACAUCAUCAGGGAGGACUCAAAAAGAGAGAAGUAUCAAGAGAAGGGUUGCCACAUCCUUCACAUCCUGUCUGCAGUAAGACAGCGCCACAGCAUGAACGUGAGCAAAGCAGUGCUUGAGCUAGUUCUCAAAACACUGGAGUGCAACAGUGACAUUGUCAGCACCCGAGAUAACUAUUUUACUAUGUUUUAAGCCAGUGUUGGGGACUGGCUUGAUUGUAUUUCACAUUUUAUUAUUUAAAGCUAUAAAUAAA